Molecule: messenger RNA, 336 nt
Organism: Suillus subaureus
Lineage: Eukaryota; Fungi; Basidiomycota; Agaricomycetes; Boletales; Suillaceae
Exons: 2
Coding region: 1-336 (111 amino acids)
Source: RefSeq, a predicted model, not a curated record
AUGACAUUUGUUUCUAUAGGACUUCCUAGUCAUAUUAGAUCUUCAUUGGAGGUGAAUUUGUUGGCCACCUUGGAACAUCCACACUUGUUGGAGGUGCAUGACACUAGAUUAUCUGGAGGGCCACAAUUUCAAGCUAUACAUCUUUCAUGGUACAACAGACAUUGCACUAAGGCAAAUGUUCAACCUUGGCUGUUGGAGAAGGCUGGCAUGCACACCAACCAUGGACAGGUAAUACCAUACAUAUCAUUAGAUCUGCAGCAACAUCAGAGGAUUUAUGUGCCUGUAUUCUCAUUGAUGAAGAUAUUGCCAAGAUGGAUAUCACAAUGUAAUAUAUGA